GAGUCCCUUCCUGUGUUUGUGUUUGCAUCCGGGUUCUCAGGCUUCCUCAGUCCUCACCGGCUGGAGUCGCUGGCGGGUUGCUGGGUGUGUUAGCUCCGGCUCUUCGGUCGUUGGAUGAGGCUGUAGGUCCGCCGGUUUCAACCUCUUGGACCGAGAGCUGUGCAUCACCCAUAAUGAGGCUUGUAAUUCUUGAUAACUAUGACUUGGCCAGCGAAUGGGCAGCCAAGUACAUCUGCAAUCGUAUCAUAAAAUUCAAACCCGGACAGGACAGGUACUUUUCCCUGGGCUUACCAACAGGGAGUACACCUUUAGGAUGUUAUAAAAAGCUAAUCGAAUACCACAAGAGUGGAAACCUUUCAUUUAAAUAUGUGAAGACUUUUAACAUGGAUGAAUAUGUCGGACUUCCAAGAAACCACCCUGAAAGUUACCAUUCUUAUAUGUGGAAUAACUUCUUUAAGCAUAUCGAUAUAGAUCCGAACAAUGCUCACAUCCUCGAUGGGAACGCUGCAGAUCUGCAGGCAGAGUGUGAUGCAUUUGAGGAGAAAAUCAAAGAAGCUGGAGGAAUAGACCUUUUUGUUGGAGGGUUUGGUUAAUAAAAACACUAAGAACUGUGCCAAAUGGGAUCAAAAUAUCAGCUUUAUGAAAGGUAAAGUUGGGCUAGAGACUGUAGGUCGGGCUUGAAGCCAGUAUUGGUUUUCUCCCCACUGUGAAUCGGCCUAGGACUAGAAGAGUCUAAGAACGUAAAUUCACUGCUGUUCACCCAGGGAAUUAGAACGUGGGUUCCUUUCCCUCGGGAGAAAAGAGAAAAGGGGAAACAAUACUCGGAGAGCUUUCAUUCUUCCUCGGAUGGCAGAAAUGUUAAGAAAGGUAAGGUCCAUCCUAGGUAUCUCAGGAGGACCCAGCGCUAAGGUGUAGAUAAAGAAACUUAAGUGUAAUUACUUAAAUUUUGAUAUAUAAAAUUUAAAGAAGACUGGGGGAAACUUUCAUACUUGUUUAAUUGUUGCAGAAGCCUUUGGCAAUAGCUGGGUAACUAGAAGGGGACUCAUGGUGUGUUCAUUGAAAUGAUUCUGGUAUCGUUCACCAAUUCUAGAGAAGGGAUCAAGCACUGAUUGUUUGGAAAGACCCAGAGAGCCUCAGCUCUCAGAAGCAACGGCCCCUUAGCCAGCAGCUGUCGUGUAGUUCCAUGUUUGUGUUUCCUUUGUUUCUGUGCAUCAGGUAAAGAUCAGCUCUAGAGAGAUUUCCCUUGCUUCAGCUUGGAGUCCUUUUCUCUUGCCACUCCCACCCAGUAUGAUAGGGACAUAAGGAAUUACCUUUGAGAUCCUCACUCCCUGACCCCCGCUACCUAUAGUGAGGAGUGGAGCAGAAGCUGUGUAGCGGGGAGAAACUGCAGAGCCAACCAACGAGAAGUAUCAUGCAUUAAUUCAUUCAGCUCUCCCUUAUUGAGUGUCUCUUGGGUGUAAUGUUUUCUACUGAGCAGUAAUGAGACGCACAAAGCCUUACUCAAAGGAAGUUUACAAACCACCCACAGAACUCUAGGAACGAAGGGAAGAUGUCUAACAUAAUCCCACCAGUGAGUUCCUGAGAGGAUGCUGAGACCCUAAUGUAAAUGUGAAGGACGCAGAGCUAGUGGAACAUAAAGCAUGAUCAGGAAUGACAGUCUGUCAGUUGUGGCAGAAAGCAGCUGUCGUGGUGCUCUUCUAAUAGUACACUUGACCGAAUCUCAGGUCAUCCGUAUGCUCUCUGUGGCCUAGGUCACCACUAAACACAUCAAUAAUAGGGGACCUCUGAUUAGUUUUCUGAAGGUUUUAUGUUUCUAGCUCUAACCUUUCUUCUGUGUGCAUAUAAAGACAGUAUACAAAUACUGCAUUUGUAUACCCAAGAGUAAAGCAGUAUAUUGAAAAAAUGCAUUCAAGUGUAAUUAAAACAUAUUAGAAACUAAGUCUGUACUUAGGAAUGGAAAUAAUACUUGAAUAUUAACCAUAUGUAAGUCCUUAUUAAAAAUGUACAUCCCCACAUUAAUCACUGAUAGGUUGUUAUGUUUUAGAACAUUUGCUUCAUACUGUGUUUUUCUUAAUCCUUCGAAACUAGAUUGUAGCUUGCUAUAUUUUAUUAUGGCUUGAGAAACUUACCUAUACAACAAGUAUCAGUGAAAUAUACCUGUUGUCUCCUUAAUGUAAACAUGUGGAGUAUACAUGUAAGAGAUUUUAAUUAGAGAAUUGGUGGGUUUAGUUUUUAAUGGAAGUUGCUCUAAGUCUGGUAACUAGGAUACAUUUUAAAAGGUUCUUGAUUUUAUGAAGGGAAUUACCUUUAAUUGUCUUCAAAUAAGAAAUACCAUGUUCUUUUUGAUAUUUUAGAAGCCAUCAUAGAAUAUAGCAGGUGUGUAUAGGUCACUGUAGUUGUUACCUGUAUGUCAUGAAAUCAGUCUAGCCAUUAAUAGCCAGCAUUCCCUUCUUGCAGGACUAAGGAAAUGAAGUGUAACAGAAAAGACCAUGCAUGUAUUCCAGUAAAGCCAAGUGUAAUUUUAUGCAUUUUGUUUGUUUGGUUGUAUUUUACGUGUGUGUGUGUGUGUGUGUGUGUGUGUGUGUGUGUAUUCAAUUGUAGAGAAAAAUCAGAAAGCUUGAAAUGCACCUAUUGUCUUAUGCAAAUUCAUGAGGAAACUAAACUAAAAGGGAACCGUAGUUAAUUACCUGCCCUAAACGGAAGGAAAGCAAAGCACAGUGAGGAUAUACAGACCCAGGCGCAGGCAGUAGUCAGACGGCUAAGACUUGAAUGUAUCUCUUUGUUUACUAAACUGCAGCCCUGAAUAUCAGCAACAGUUGAGGCGUUCACUUCCGUUCCUUUUUGUGUUCCCAAAAAGUAGCCACAAAAUUACCAGAUACUAUAUGUUGUGUAAAUGCUUUCUAAGCCUGUAGUGCUAUAUAAAUGUGAUGCUUCCCUGCUAUCACUAGGACUACAUACAUGUCAUCCCAUGCUGUGUAUUCAGCACAUAUGAAAAUACUAAAUGAAAUGCAGACACAAACAUUGUAAUCCAAUAGUAUGAAUUCAGUUCUAAAAUAAGGUAAGUAUGCUUGUGGUUAUUUCUUUGCCUUUUAUAACUAUGUUGAAAUUUGAGAAAAUAUA
Mus musculus (house mouse) is the source of this 3120-nucleotide messenger RNA. RefSeq names its product glucosamine-6-phosphate deaminase 2 (gene Gnpda2). Bases 174 to 593 code for a protein of 139 amino acids. Gene Ontology annotation, cellular component: cytoplasm. The record is from RefSeq and is a predicted model, not a curated record. Gene Ontology annotation, biological process: carbohydrate metabolic process; N-acetylglucosamine metabolic process; UDP-N-acetylglucosamine biosynthetic process. Gene Ontology annotation, molecular function: glucosamine-6-phosphate deaminase activity. The transcript has 5 exons. Lineage: Eukaryota; Metazoa; Chordata; Mammalia; Rodentia; Muridae.